UAUUGACGUAGUUCGUUCACGUCCCAUGCCGGGAGGAAAUGUACUUGUGGACCGUCUUGAUUUUUAUAAAAUAAAUAAAUACACAUAUUUCUGAAUCCGUGUACUCAUUUCCCAAGAGGUAAGAACUAAGAUUGCUUUUCAAAAAAUUAAACUGGUUAACUUUCGUAUCUCUGUAAGUGAAGCCUACAUUCAUCUUGCUGAAUAUGAAAAGAUUGUUUGUAAAAAUGUUUCCGGAUCAAAGAUUCCUAUUAUCGAUAAUCUACCAAUAUUGAACAAUAAGUUAGCCUAUUUUUAGGGCCUAAUCGUAAACAGUCAAGACUGUCAUAUGUUAUAAUAGGUAAUCCCUUAUUUUUUAGCGCAAGAAAUUAAUUUGGUAAAUACAAUACAUUUUACUUAAAAACCUCUGUAAAUUUUAAGGACGAAUGCCACUAUUUUAUUGAAUUUCACGAAUGAGAAUGUAUCCCUAAAUUUAAAUCGAUCCCUAUGCCUGACCCGAACCCUAAAUCGAUCCCUAUUCCUAACCUGAACCCUAAAUCGAUCCCUCAACCUAGCCUAACCUAAACCCUAAUCCACUGCAACUAUAAUAAACACACAAAGACAAAAGACGCCGAGGCAUCCGUCCUUAAUUUUAGCCAAAACCUCUAAUUUAGCAGAUCGAUCUUCAAUUAAACAAACCAACAAUUCAAGUCAAUUCACAACAAUUGAACAAUCAUUAACAAUGAAUUAUUCAGUUUAGAGACAGCCAAAAAAAAUAAUGAAUAGCUACAUGGUAAAUUUUGAGUUAACACUAGUUAAGAGUAUGGGUUUUUGCCAAGAGUUGUUGCACCCUAAAUGCAGUGAUAGUGAUGUUACUUUUUGGGGAAUCCCAACACUGAUUUGAGACUUAGAGUGAAUACUAUUGAGUAGUAAGUACUUUUGAAACAAACCAACAGAAUUAUAACGCCAACAAAAUCAUAUUUUAGCUGUUGUUAGUUGUAGUUAUUUAAAGUUAUGAAUUUUUAAAGUACGACAUAGUUUGUCCUUUUUUAACAUAGACCAGAUCUCCACAUUCUGUGACCCGAUUCCACUGUUCGCGUCACGAGCUAUACAACUCUCGAUUUAUUGAUAAUUUUAUAUGACUUUUAUUUUCAGAACUAAUGCUGCAUUAAAAAUAAUUUUAAUAAUGUUAUACAAUUGUAGCUUAUCUAACUAUGUACUAUGUAUAUCAGUAAAUUUAAAAUAAUGUAUUAAUAUAUGGCUUUUCUGGUUACCAAAUCUACUGCGUCCAUUAUACCGGUAUAUGCUUUAUAGUCUAUAUAAGGCAACAUAUCCCUUUAUUACUAUAAUACUGUGGUUUCUUUUUUGGGGGGGGGGGGGCUACUUAAUUUUGAACUUUCAACUAUGGCACAUGCCUUUUUAAUUAAACCUUUCCCUGACCAUUGGUUUAUUAAUUUUUAUUAUACCGGUAUAUGCUUUAUAGUCUAUAUAAGGCAACAUAUCCCUUUAUUACUAUAAUACUGUGGUUUCUUUUUUGGGGGGGGGGGGCUACUUAAUUUUGAACUUUCAACUAUGGCACAUGCCUUAUUAAUUAAAGCUUUCCCUGACCAAUGGUUUAAUAAUUUUUGCACAACUCGUAUUGAAUGAAACUCUGAGAUAGUGCUUACGGUAUAUAGCCAUUAUGCAAGUGGCUGCUAAUGGUUGCCCAUGACAACGUUUUGCACUCUGAAAAUUCUGAUCAUUUAUACUAUGGACUAUCAGGUUUUUAAAGCUCAAAUUAAUAUAUUCCAUUUGAAAUGUCUUCAAAAUGCAUUUUGAAACACAAGUUAUCAAAUAGUUUGAUAUAUAUAGUGGUAAUAAUUGAAUAUUUCCUAAGUAUCAGUGUCUUCCGACUUCACUUAUGCCAUUUAAAAGGAGGCGUGGUCACUAAUUUAAAAUGGCCUGUGCGACCUUUGCAUAAUGAGGUCUACGUAGAGGAGAUUUGCGAAAAUGUUUAGGAGCUAGUGCAAUGAAAUUUUGCACACAUUAGGGGUGUGCCGGAUCCGUUUUUUCCAACCGGAUCCGGAUCCGGAUUUUCUUAUGCGAAAUCCGCCGGAUCCGGAUUCCGGUUUCUCCCGGAUUCCGGAUUUUGGUACUAUUGGUAGAUACUUCGGUAAGUCAAGGUGGACUACUACUUUUUGUGUAUGGGAAUUCGCAAUCGGCGCCAAAAAAUCCGAGUUUUUAAUUUUCCGAUGUGUGUGUCUAUUUAUUAUUAAAUUAGUACUUUCGAUAUAUAUUUGAGUUCCGUUCCAUUUGGAUAAGUGUCUUACGAGAGACGCCAUGUUUCUACGCGUUCGCAGCAGGUUAUGCAGCUCGCUCAACCUAAUUUCGCCAUGGGGUUGGCCACGCCCCCCUUUUUAAUGGCGGAAGUUGACGAUACUUAGGAAAUAUUAAUUUAUUAUCACUAUUUACAUCAAAAUAAUUGAUAACUUGUGUUUCAGAAUGCAUUUAAAGACAUUUAAACUGGAAUGUUUUAAUUUGAGCUUUAACAACCCGGUAGAAUCCAUAUUAUAAAUGAUCAGAAUUUACCGUGUGCAACACGUUGUCAUUGGCAACCAUUCACAGCCACUUGCAUAACUGUAUCGUAGUACUACCUCAGAGUUUCAUUCAUAAGAGUUUGCCGUGUGCAAAAACUAUUAAACCAUUGGUCAGGGAAAGCUUUAAUUAAUUAUUCAUGUGCCAAAGUUGAAAGUUUAAACUAAGUCUAAACAGUAUUUUAGUGAUAAGGCAGGGAAUGCGUUGCCUUAUAUAAACUAUAUAGUCAUUGCGCAUGACGGGAUUGGUGGAAUGAGAUCACAGAAUGUGGAGAUGCAGUCCAUGUUAAAAAAUGACAAACCAAGUCGUACUUUAAAAAUUCAUAACUUUAAAACUACAACAGCUAAAAAUAUGAUUUUGGUGUUAUAAUUCUUUAAAAAAUUACAUCUUUUCAACUAUGCCAUUGGUUUAUUUUUACAAAAAGUUUAAAUUUUCUUAUCAAAGUCCCUACACUAUUGGCCACUAUUAGCGGUGCUGACUCUAGCCUCUGGUAUGUACGGAAUAUUAAACAUUAAACAAGCUCAACGCUCGAAACAAUCGAUUAAUGUAUCGUGAUCGUGUGGAAUUCGGGAAAGAGAAUUACUUUUAUUUCAGAUUAUGAUCCGGUGAGUCACAAAAUCUGGCAAAUUCCGAAAUCCGGUAUAUUCCGAAUUCCGGAAUCCGGUUGUUCCGGAUACAUGUAAAUCCGGCGGAACCGGAUUUCACCGGAUAGUGCAAAAUCCGGCGGAACCGGAUUCCGGACCGGGGUCCGGCACACCCCUAGCACACAUAACUCAAUAAAUUAUGCAGGCCUACUUUUAAUAUGAAAGACCUACUUUGAAUAUUUGUUCAAAUUUUUUAAUGCAAAGAUGCCUUAUAUUAACAUACAUUUUUCCUCACUGAAAGUUGAUAUAAAGAACAAAAAACAAUGAGAAUGUAGGUCAACUUUUCUCCUAACGUGAAUGGGCGGAGUCGACCUUAAUUAUGGGCCAAAAGGACUACUGUAUUAUUAAAAUUGCACUCACUUAAAAAAAAUUAAAACUUGGAUUCCAUUGCGCUGACGUCCAUUUCUGAUACAAAUUUUCUAGGAGUGUCCCUUGCUUUACCAAAGUGCCUAUGAAUAGACUUAUUAUUUAUUGUUGGACCUGAACGAUGGGUGUGAUAAAAUUCCUGUUCUUCACUUAGCAUUCGUUACUCAUAUGCUGAACGAAACCUGAUUAUGGAUUCGGUUAAUGUGAAGUAUAUUAAAAUGAAAUUGUCCAAUGUUUUAUUAAAAUUCAACUUAGACUUACUUAAAGUUUUAAAUAAUAAAAGAAACGAAAAAAGAAACACAUCCUUGCUGAUACCUCAAGACCCAACACCAGUGGUCAGGGAAAAAAUAAGAUGCACAAUAAAAUUUAAAAGUGCCAUCUUUUGAUAAGUUGAAAAUCGGAACACCCAGAUGCUAAAACUUCUGUUACCAAAGUUGGAGACUACUACUUAAUUUUGUAUUGGAAAUGGGUGUCUGCACAAUAGCUUAGGAAAUAUUUGAUAACUUGUGACAUUUUACCAUAAUUUUCCUACAACUUUCAAUACCAAAAUAUGAAACAAAAUGAUUUAUGAGGAGUAAGGGGAUAAAGUGCCAUCCGGGGUGGACCUUCCCCAUCGCUGCCCCCUUCCCACACAGGUGGAAUACAUUGUUUUUGUUUUUGACAGUUGUGAGUCAUCUGAUAGCAGGCAAAUAAGUUGUUUUAGUGGUCUUUGUUUCAUGUGCGGGACAUUUUCAACUCCAAUUUCUGGAGUGAUGCGACCCCUUCCCUCACCUUUGGGGGCGGAGUGUUAUAACCAUAGAGACUUUCAAGUAUAUCACCUAAGUCUGCUUUGGAACAAAUUUGAUAAAACCAUCCUAUAUUCAAAGCCCCAAUAACUGUCUAAUGGCUGAUUUAAAAUUAUGUCCUUAAAUGUUGAGUAGUGAUAAAGUUGAUGUGUAUCUGUCAUUUUAGGGGCUUUAGGUUAAAUAUUAUCUUCUUAAUUCCAGGUAGUCAUGUCACGUUUUUUUAGAGCUGGCUCAGACAGUGAGAGUGAAUCAGAGUCAAGUGAUGAUGGAGUACAGGAUGUGCGCCCUACGGCGCCAGCAAGGUAUUAAAAUAAAAACAAAAUUGUCUUAUCUUGACAUAUAAUGAUUUUUAAUAUCAAAUGUAUAUGUUGACCAAUAAAUAUGCCAGUGAUAUAUCAGUCUAUCUCUAGAGUCUUUUGCAAAGUUAACUUAAAGUUUUCAGUGAAUUGUUAUAAUGCAUAUAUGAAUGCUGAUUGUUUUUUUUUUAUAUUUAGGACUAUGCAGUUCAGUGAUGAUGAAGAAGAAACAAGACGUGUUGUACGUAGUGAAAAGGACAAGAGGUAAUUUAAUAUAAAUACAUUAUGUUGUUGGCAUUUUACAAAUCAAUAUAAUGUUGAGACAUUUGACAGUUAAGGGAUGUUUUAUGGUGAAGAUGUUAAAUAGCAUUCAAAUGAAGGCUCUAAAAAGUUAUAAAUAAAAAUUGAGCCUGAAAAUAUUUUGUUAAUGUAUAAAUUAAAAUAAAUACACAGACUAUAAAUUUAGAAACUGGUAAUAGCAGAUUCCUGUAUUACUAUACACUUAACGAAGCAUAAAAACAACAAAUGAUCUGGCAUGGUGAAAUCUAUGGACUGAAGUCUUUAUAGAAUACGUUUAUUUCAUCAGAAAGACAGCAACAUAACAAAAAAAUGCAUAUUUUGUUGCGUAAGUUAGGUGGAGUUGUGAAAUACAGUGUUGGAAUUCAUAAAUUAUAUAAAUUUUGUUUUAACCUGAUAUGACAUGUUUUGAAAAAAAUUUAAGCCUUGAAAUGUUUUCUCAAUAGAUAUGAUGAAAUUCUAACCAUUGUCAAGCAGCUGAAAAAUCACAAGAAAAUUAAAGACUUUGCUAAUGUGUUGACAGGUAUUUGAAAGCUUUUAAUUUUUAUUUAAUCAUAAUACACUUAUGAAGUAAUAAAAUACUUUAAAUAAUACCCAGAUGGCUGGGUGGCCUAAUGAUAUAAACUGAGCAAACCUCAAGUUGGUGGUGGAGUUCAAUUCCAGCCAAAGGCCAGUCAAGCAAAAAACAUCACCAGCACCCCGGGUGGAUGGGACGCGUUAACCUUGGUCGGCAACCCUUCUAAGAGAAGGAAACUCUGAAUUCAAACCCGAAGAUGGAAUCCCGUAAGGCGUAUACAGUGAAAAAAUCCAACAACUCCUGCAUCCGUACCCAUCCCUGGUCGCUUUGACAUAGUCUUGCCAGUGGACAUGGUGGGCUCUGACGAGAGAGUGAGGUUGAUGCUGCGCAACUCUUCCUCACUUUAAACAAAAGUCAUCAGUCAUCCAACACCGGACGAUGGUCCUAGUUGAUCUUCAAUGGACAAACAACAAUUAAAUACUACUAUAAAAUGUUUCAUCAUAUAUUAUAAAUCUGAGCUUUGAAUUUUUAACUUAAGUCAACCAAUUGGAGUUUAUUAUAUUUAUUUUAUAAGUAUUAUUUAGAUUCUUUUUUUUUUCCACUUUAAUUAUUUGUUUUGCACUUGCCAUAAUAAUUUUAUUUACUCAAACCCCAAUUUAUUUUUUACAGAUUUUGAAGGCUUGAUCAAAGCCUUUGAAAAGGCUAGAAAAGUUGUGGAUAAAGAAGGUGUACCUAGAUUCUAUAUCAAAACUUUGGUGGAGUUGGAAGAUUUCAUCAAUGAGGUGAUGAAAAUAUUAAGAAAAGUUUAAUAUUUCAAAAUGUGUCAAACUGUAUUUCAGGGAUUAACCAUUAUACAACUUAGAUACUGUUUCUUCUUCUAUAUACUAAGGGCCCACGAUCAAUGUAUUGAUCAUUCUGGCUCCUAUGUUUUGAAAGUGUUUUCUUAUUAGUAGAACGUCUUAAUUUAUACCUCUUUUUAUUAUUUUAAAUAUAUCCUUUAAGAAUGUUUAAUAAUUUCUUUUUUUUUAACAUUAAGUGUUGGGAGGACAGGGAGUGGAGAAAAACCAUCAGUAAAAACAACUCCAAGGGUUUGUCUACUGUGCGACAAAAAAUUAAAAAGUACAACAGAGACUUCGAGGCAGACAUUACCAAUUAUAAAGCUGUAAGUGCAAUUGUUAUCCAAAUCAUUUGAAUUUUUUUAAUUUAAACCUUUUGCUUUGCAUGAGAGAAAACCCACAUGAAUUUCACUUUCAUCACAUUUCAUUGAUGUAAGCUAAUAAGAAAAUCAGUGCUAAUUCUAACAGCGCUAAGUCUCUAAAAUAAUUUGUAAGACAUAUAAUAAAACAGCAUUUCUUGUCAUCUUUUCAGAAUCCAGAUGCAGGGGAUGAUGAUGCAGAUGAUGAUGAAGAUUUCAAAGGUAAGCACAUUUGUUAUGAGCAUGAGAUAUAGCUCCUUGAAAAUACUUAUUAACCUUACAUUUGAAAAUCAGUCUUUUUUGAUUGACAUGGAACUUUCUGUUAUAAAUUAUAUUGAAAAAUUUAAACAUGCCCUGUUGAUUGCUGAAUUCGGAUAUUAUUUCAGAGCCUGCAGAUGAAGACAGUGAAGAGGAAACGCCUAAACCUGUUGUGAAAAGAACAGAAGACAAGCCUGCUAAAGUGGUCAGACCUCCUGUAAGUUGUGAUACUUCUAGCUUUGCUUUGUCAUUAGUUCUGAGGUUCACAGGCUUUAAAAUCAGCAUUUGAAGUUUUAUGUUGUCAAUCUUAGUUUAAACUUUAAAAAAAAAAUCAUCUAAUAAAAAUAAUGGGCUGAGAAUAGAUAAGUUCUAAUUUAUUAUGUCUUAAAGUCAUAACAGAGAGACUUGAAGAUUAGUAAUGUAGUUUUUAUAGGUAAUACUUGUUUAAAAAAAUGAGAUUCAAGCUCUUCAGAAAAGUAGAGCUUGUUUUUAAGAUAAUUCUCAGUAAUCUCUUGUGGCUUUAUAAUAAAAUUAUUUUUGUAUUUGAGAAAUUGUUGCAGAUCAAUUUCAUCUACUGAAAAAUUAAUUUUACUUGGCAGCAAGAUAGGUUAGAUUACAUAAUUAUUUUGCAUUGCGUGUAGGCUGAUGAUGACGAUGAUGAUGAGAGUGAUUGGGGAUCUGAUGAAAGUGAAGAAAGUUCAUCUUCUGAUGACGAAAUGCCAGCCAUGGGCAAGUUGACGGCAGAAUAUUUCUUGAAAUCGUAAGUCAACAAUAAUGAAAAAAAAAUUAUUAUUAAAAUCAGUUCGUUAGUUGUCGUCAACAAAGGAAUAUUAUGUUUCUAUUUACACGGUUAUUACUUUAUCUCUAAUUUGUUUUAUUUUAGAACUACGGAGCAGGAAGCUCAAAGAAGAGAGGAAAGAAAGAGAGAAAAGAGGCUGAAAAAGGAGGAGAAAGACGGGAAGAGGAAAGAUGAUGAUGAGGAAGAAUGGCAAGAAGUUAUGCGAGGUGCCCCUAGCCAGAUUGUGGUGGUAUGUUUUUAUUUAUUUAUUUUUAGUUUUGAUGUGUUAAUUUUGCUUGAGUAUUUAAAUAGUUUUCCUGAAUUCUUAUAGGAUAAUAUGUUUACAAAUUAUGGUGUUUAAAAAUUCAUCUUGGUCUUUAUUUUGUGACCACAGGAAAAGCCAAAGAUGUUUGCCAAAGAUCAGGAAAUAACUGUUGAGGCUGUAGUUAAAAAGUUGAAUGAGAUCAUUGCUAUGAGAGGCAAGAAAGGAACAGAUCGUUCAGUGAUGAUUGAUAUGCUGCGUGAGCUGAAGCAGAUUGCUGAAACCAAUAAUUUGGGCCAGCCUAUUUCUGUGAAAAUCUGCUUCAAUAUAAUGGCUGCAAUCUAUGACUACAAUCCUAAUAUUGCCACUUGCAUGAAAACUGAAAUGUGGGAAAAGUAAGUGAAAGGUUCCUUCUAAAUUCUGAAGUUCAUAAGCUUGAAAUAUUUUAUUACAUUCACAAUAAAUAAUUCAUAUUUUAUCUGUAUAUAUUUACAAUUAUGAUUGUGAUGGACUUAUUUUUUUUUUUUGAAACAUGAAAAUAUUUUUUUAUCUUAAAAAAGUACUCCUUGAAAGAUUUGAUUGAAUAUGUUAAGAUCAUUUAGUAGGUCCACUGUUUAGUCGGCAACAUUCAUUAAGAAAUAAAUUUUAUCACUUUUGUCAAUCAAUUCUUUGUAAAAGUUUUCCUUUUAAAUGUUAUCUUGAUGUUAAAAUAAUUUGUGUUUUUUUUUUAAAUUUUGUUUAAAUUCUUCUCCCACUAGCUCUUGUCUACCUACCAUCCAAGAGUUACUCAAUACUUUGGUUGAAAACAGUGAUAUUGCUGUUGGUGAGAACAUUCUUGAAGAGAGUGAACAGUUAGAUGUAAGUCUGUUAUUAUUAUUUUUCUCAAAGACAAAGUAACUGAUUCAAUAGUUAUUCAAAUUUUAACAUGAUUUUUUAUCACUGUGUAUAAUCCUACAAUUUUUAUAUGCAUUUCUUCAACCAAAAUUUAUUUUAUGUUUAGCGCCAUAUUACUUCUUAAUUAAUAUUAUUUUUUUUAAUUUAAUGUUUGAAAACGUUGUACAAUUUUCUUAGUCAGAAUUAUUUAAGUUAUUUAAGUUUUAAUUAAUUGUAAAUUUACUUUAUAGUCUAAUAUUACUUGACUUUUGCUAACAUUUAACCUCAAAUCUGCAUAGAAAGCCCCUUAUCGUAUACGAGGCUGCAUCCUGACAAUGGUAGAACGUCUAGAUGAGGAGUUCACCAAAAUGUUGCAAGCUUGUGAUGCUCACAGUACAGAGUUUGUAGAGCGGUAAGAAUAUCAAUUAUUUUUAUUUUUUAAUCAUUAAACCAAAUUUUUCCUUUACAUUUUAAUUUUAGUUUUGUUUCAGCUCUUAUUUCUACACUUUUAAAAUUAAUAAAAUAAAGAAGUUUGUUUGAACUUAAGGUUAGGUACCAUAUCAGCAUAUGUUUAAAUGGAGAUUGAUAUUUUGACAAAAUUGUAACUCUUUUUUAUCCGUUUUAGUUUCUGCUACAAAUUAUUUCUGUGUAUCAGAUUUCUAUUUUCCAGGAGUUAGCUGUUUUUAUUGUUAUUUAAUCAUUCAUUUUUACUUGUUCCAGUUUGAAAGAUGAGCAAGCAAUGUGUGAUAUUAUAAACAAAUUGGAAAAAUACUUGGAGAAAAUUGGUAGUAGCGAGGAAGUGUGUCGCAUCUAUCUUAGAAAAAUUGAACAUCUUUAUUAUAAGGUAAGGAUAUUUUUUAAAUUAAUAAAUUUUAAGAAAAUAACAAUUGCUUAUAAUCUCAAAAGUUAAGCUAUAAAUGCUGUUAAUAAUUCUUAUUAUGGGCUUUAAUUGACUUGAACUUGUACUAAUAUUUUUUAGUUUUUUUUUUUUUAUUAUACUUGCUACUCCUUUAUUUAAUGACAUCAAUAAUAUUGAAAGACAUUGUAUAUAGUCAAUAAUUCUUUAGAAGAAAAUUUUUGUGAUAUUCACAUCUUUGAAUUUUUCCUUAUAAAAAUAUAAUUUUAAUAUAAAGUCUGAGUUUUAAAUUGUAUUUGAUUAAUCUCUUUCUGGUUUGUCUCAUGAUAAAGAAUGAAACUUGCAUUGUUUCAGUUUGACCCCACUGAUUUUGGGGGUUCUGAGAAACAAGAGGCUGCAGUAAGUUUAAACAAAAUUUUCCCUGGUUGUUUUUAAACUUAAGUUUUAAUCAUGAAAAUGUUUUGUGUAAGAGAAACUAUAUUAGAGAAAUACACUGAAAGGAAAUAUCAGUUUUCAAAUGUUGGAAAUAUAUUCAGAUAUGUAACAGUAAUGAAAUCUUAAAUUAUACUUUCUACACAUCAAAUGGCAUCUUUUUUAAAAUAUCAAUAUCAGAGGUUACUUUCCAUUUCAAAUAUUUCUUUCAAAAAACAUAAUUACUUUUUCAAUCAGGAAAAAAGUUCUCAAGCCCUUAUGGAUAAAAUGUGCAAGUUCAUUUACGCCAAGGAUAGUACAGACCGUCUGCGCACACGAGCAAUGUUGUGUCACAUAUAUCACCAUGCUCUCCAUGAUAGAUGGUAUCAAGCCAGGGAUCUCAUGCUAAUGUCCCACUUGCAAGAUAACAUUCAGCAUUCUGAUGUCUCAACACAGGUGUGUUCUUAUUUUUAGAAAAUUGUAUUUUUUUUCCUUCUCAAAUAAUAAUCAGGCCAAAGUAGGGUUUCCAAGUGGUGGCUCAUUCACUAGCUGGUCAAGCUCACCAAAAGAACUAGUGCAGAUUUUACUUUACCUGGUCUUCACUAUCUGGUUGGCAUUUAUAAGGGGUCAGGUAAGCCUUUGAAAUAAGCACAAGUAGGGGGGAAAAAAAUUAAUAUAGACCAAAUUCUCAGUGACCUUGUCCUAAAUUGCACAACCUAACACUGAUACACAUGGAAUGGUUUCUAAUGUUUAGGUGUGUGUUUUUUAUCAAGCCUUGUAAAAGUUUAUGCAAAAUUAUAUGAUGUGUUUUUGUAAAAACUGUUCUUAGAUAUUUAAAUGAGCGGCAUUGUUAAUUUUAAUUUUUGCUGAUUUACAUUUUAAAAAUAGAUUUUGUACAAUCGCACCCUUGUGCAACUUGGACUUUGUGGAUUCCGACAAGGCCACAUACGUGAUGCCCACAAUGCAUUAGUAGAUAUCCAGAGUAGCAACAGAGCUAAGGAGUUACUGGCUCAGGUUGGUAGUCACAUUGAUAAAAAUAAUGCUUUUGUUAGUAAAUAGAGUUGAAUUUUAUGUUAUUUUUAAAUUUAAUAUGCAAAUUUCUUACACUUAAAGAUUUAAAAAAACAACCCACAUUUGUUGGCGUAAACUAAUGCAUUUCAGGUGAACAACUGUGAAAAAAACCCAUACAUUUUCCUUACCACUUCUGACAUUUCUGAUUUUUAAAUUUAUUUUUUGUUAGGGUUUGGUACCUCAGAGACAGCAUGAACGUUCCCCUGAACAAGAAAAGAUUGAGAAGAGACGUCUCCUGCCUUAUCAUAAACAUAUAAACUUGGAGUUACUUGAGUGUGUCUAUCUUGUAUCUGCUAUGUUGCUUGAAAUCCCUUACAUGGCUGGUGAGCUAUUUAUGAAACUAAAUUAGAUUUGUGAGAUGAAUAAUUAAUUUAAUUUUUUUUUGUUGAAUUUCACAAAAUGGUCUUUGAUGUUAUUGUCUUAGAUCUUUUAAAGCAAAUGUUCUUAAUUUUCAGUUGUCAAAUUAAACUUAGAUUACAUUCAUUUAUAAGAAUAUCAUCCUUUACAAGCUUAAUGUUUAAACUAUUCAACUCUGUAACAGCCGAUUUCAUAUUUUGUAAUGAUAAGCUUUGGGAAAUGAUGUAAUACAAUGCAUAAAACAACCAAUUAUGAAUGCAAAUAAAUUUAUUUCAAAUAAACACUGUUCAAUAGAUUUGUUAUAAUUCUUGUUCUAAACCUAUCUAUGGUUAGGCUAGAGUUUUUCCUCUUUGGAUGUGGUUUCAAAUGAGCACACAAAUUUGAACAGGUUAACCAAUGGGGACUCCCAUUAUGGUUGAUAAUAAAAUUUAUAAGAUUAAUGUUUAUGACAUUUCAGCAUAAUGAUUCUAUGUUUUAGCCCAUGAAUUGGAUGUACGCAAGAGAAUGAUCAGCAAAAACUUCCACCACGUUCUCAAGAUGAGUGAAAGACAAACCCUUACAGGCCCACCAGAAAGCAUGAGGGAACAUGUUGUAGCUGCCAGCAAGGCCAUGAAGAAUGGUGACUGGAAGAAAUGCAGAGACUAUAUUAUAAAUGAGAAAAUGAAUGCAAAGGUGAACAAGAGAGGCCUCGUUUAAGUUUAUGUAUACCAGACAUCUCAUAUAAGCUCAAAAUCUCUUGUUACUUAACUCAUUCCCUCCGGCAGCGCUGCUUCCGGACUUAAUUUAUUUUCCCGAGAAAAGGGAAGCAACUCAGUUUUGAAAUUGAUUUAUAUUUUAAAAAAUAUUUUUUUUUAAGUUGCUAAAUAUUAUUUAAUGUUAAUGAAUUAAGAACAAAUGCAACAAAAAAUGAAUAAGGUUUAAUAUAAAUAUAACAUUAGCGGGGAAAAAAUAACGAACAAUGGCCAAAAAAAUCGAUUUUCGGCACCUCGGACGAACACAUGCUACAUAUAGACGCGCCGUACUAAAGCACACAUAGUUUUAAAGUGAAACAAGAUAAAAACUUCCGGUUUCUAAAUUAAAAUCACGCAGAAAUCACGCCAUAGCCGGAAGUCUCGAGGGACGCAAGAUUUCAUUGCUAUUUUUAACUAAAAAUAAAAGAGGUGUGUCGCUAUGCGCCGGGACGCAUUUGGACGCAUCAGGAGAAACCCCCCGAGGACGCAUUUAGUCGCAACCGUCGGGAAUGAGUUAAUUCUUUUAAACCAAUAAAAUUGAAAAAUAUAAUCAUCUUAUUUACAGGUUUGGGACUUGUUUUUCCAAGCAGACAAAGUAAGGGACAUGAUUAGUGCCAAGAUCCAGGAAGAAUCACUUCGCACUUACCUGUUUCGCUACUCCUCACUCUAUGAUUCUCUUAGCCUUGACAGUUUGGCAGCCAUGUUUAAGAUUGACACCACUUUGGCUCAUGCAACAAUUAGCAAAAUGAUUAUCAAUGAGGAGCUAAUGGUAUGAAGAUUCAGAUAACUCUUUAUAUCCUACUCUACUAAUAUAAAUACAUUUAUCUUUAGCUGGCAUCUUUAUAUUUGUCUUUGAGGAAACCAUAAGUUAAAAUAGACAAUCAAGUCAUAUCAAGCCUUGUAAAAAUUGGCUUAGUGUUAUAAAUUUUACUCCCACAUCUGAAGUGGAAAUGUUCCUGAAAUGAAUAGAAGAGAGAAUUACUAGGUGUUGCAGAAACAUUCUGAGAUCAAGGCUGAGAAUAACUUCAGACUUACUUUAUUUAAACUGAGCUGACAUUGCAUUUAAAAAUUGAGAAUACCACACUGAUCCCAGUGCUUCUUUACUUUAAUACUGCCUGCAAUUUGUAUGAAACCUCAUAUGUUAGUUAUGGAGAUGGGGGGAAAUACAGUAGGUAGGUUAUAUGUCAUGGAAAUUUAUCAUCAUGGACAUUUAUCGCUAACGAAAUUUAAAUAGGUUCUGUUGUUAAUUUGUGUUUUUAAAAAUGUGUAUUUAGUGUGGAGGCAAAAUAUGCAUGUUCUAUUAAUAAUUAUAAUUUAAAAUAAAACUUAUAAAAGAUUGUAUUUUCACUGCUCUGCAUGCUCUGUAGGCAUCGCUAGAUGAACCUACCCAAAUAGUUGUGAUGCACAGAACAGAACCAACUCGUCUCCAAUCUUUGGCCCUGCAACUGUCAGAAAAGGUUGGCUCCCUUGUUGACAAUAAUGAAAGGAUCAUGGAGAUCAAACAGGGCAACUUCUUCUUCAACAAGAGCAGUAAGUUUGUUUGCAUUUUUUCUUGCAUUUGAACAAAACUAGGGAUAACAAAGUAAUUGAAUGAGUCUUUACAUAUGAGCUGCUGAUUGUUUAAAAAGAACAUUCAUUCACAUUUCUUGUGUCAGUAUGUUGUCGUUGGCAAAUUUCAUUCAAAUUAUAGUCCAAAUUUAUUUGUCUCUAAAGUAUAUACACUGAUGAAUGGAAUAGCAGAAUUUUGUGUGUAUAAAUUCUAUAUCCUAAAAGUAUUUAAAGAUAGAGUUCAUUUCCCAAAACCAAAGUUUUCUUUUUGGUUAAAUUUAAUACAUGUUAAUUUUAGAAGUUUAGAGAUUAGUUCAAAUACUCUUGAGGAUUUUUUGGGGGAAGUGGCGUAAGUACGUUGUAUCUUUAUCACAAAUGAUCUUAUCUUCAGUCUCACUAGUCAAGUUGACAAUUUUGUUUUUUAAAGUGUGUAUGCUGGCCAAAAGUUAAUAAAUAAAAUUAUUAUAUAUUUUAUUAAGGCCAUCCUGCGACAAAGCCUGGUAAAUUUUCCCCUUUCCCUACUACCAAACAUAGUUACCCAAUCACUUCAUUUUUUCAACAACUCUUACUUAAUCCUACACUUGACACCUUUUUGACAUUGUUGUUUUCUGGCUAUGGUUCUUUUUCUUGACAAUGCUAUCAGUUUUUUAUUUUACAGUAUCAUAAUUGUUGAGGUGGUAGUCACCUCUAUUUAUUCUGCCUAAAAUAAGAGGCUAUAUUUUGUUACUUAUGUUUUCUUAUUUAAAAACAUUAGCACUUAAAUUAUUCUAAGCAAAGAAUGUUUUAACCCUUUUGAGACAAUCCUUUUUUUUACACUGUUAUUGCCAAGAAGAUGGAGCCCUUUUCACAAGCCCUGCACUUAUUUUGCACAAAAAUAAAUAAUGAAAAAUAUACUAAUCACUUUUCAAAUAUAAAACUCUAUAUAACUUUUAGGGAAGAAUUAACUAAAACAAUCUUUAUGAAUCAAACUGAAAUCUCAACAUUUAUGCAAAUGAGAUUUUAAAAGCAUUUAUAGGGGUAAAAUUGAUAUCAAAUGACAAGAUGGGCAAGAAAUGCGAGAAGCAAUCUGAUUAGCUGGUACAAAGACCAGCCACCCAAUCUCUAGGCUUUUAUUAUGUGGCUGAUGGAUUGGCCUUUCGCCUUUUUCGUCACUGACCAUCUGUCUCUAGAGGGUUAAGUUAAAAUGUCAAAUAUAUUAAGCACUGUUAAAUUGAUAUUUACAUAAAGAUGACUGAAAUCAUAAAUAUUAACUUUUUAUUAAACAACAUAUUUCAUCAUAACUUUACUAUUUAUGCUGAGUUUAGCAGCCUUAAUUAAUGCCAGUGAAACAAAUGAGGGACAAAAACAAAAAUGCUACCAGUAUUUAAAUUUUAAAAAAAAUUGAGCUCUUCUUCAUGAUGCAUCAUUUUCAGCUCAAUGAUUCAAAAAUUGCUUAUUUGAAUAAUCCCAGUUUUUCUUAAGUGGUUCUAUGUUAGUUUUACAUGACAUUGGGUUAAAACUAAAGCCUUAAAUAUACGGUAUCGAUUAUCUUUUAUACAAUUUUCUGCUACUGUAAAUGGAAACAUUAGCUUUUAUAAACCCUGUCAACUGUAAAUCUACUAGUUUUAUAUUUAUCACAGUAAGUAGAGAGAUGGUCGUCAUUAAUCUGGUAACAGUUUGAUGACAAUUUAAAACAGAAAUGGAUAUCCUGAACCAAAUAUGGAAACAUGUAUUUACAAAAUACCAAUUACAAUAAUACAAACUUGAUCAUUGAUGUUAUCAUAUAUUAUGAUUAUGGUUAUGCUUUUCUCAACACUUUCCAUUUUAUUUUUCCCUUUUGCAUCCUCAUAGGAUAUGGUAAUGGUGUUGUUUUUUUUUUUUAAAAUAUGUCUGUUUUUAGUUUUGUGUUUGUUAAGUUAUUGGUUUUCUUUUUUUAUUUUGUAAAAUUUUUAUUUGAAUUUGGCCUGUUAGAUAAUAUUGGUUUAAUGAAACAAGGGGCUAAUUGACUUCAAAAAGUUUCAGUAAAAUCAGUUUUAGAAGUUUUAAUGGUACUAUAAAUUAUGCUUAGCAUGCAACAAAAUAAUACUUUUUAUAAUGCAAACAUUGGAAUUUUUUAAAAAUUGUAACUGACAAAUAUAUUAUUAUAUCUUGUUUGCUUAGGGUACGGGUACUUUGUUCUAGUUAUUAGAAAUAUUUGUGGAGUGUUUUGACAAUAAGAGGGAGAAGCAAAUUAUUUUCUUUAAAAAAUAUAUCACAAUGUUACUUAAUUGAUUUUUAUUUUAUUUGCAACAGAUCAGAGAGAUAAUUUCCAGAAUCAAAACCAGCAGCAGCAGCAGUGGGGUAAGUUUUUAAAUUUAUUUAGUUUGUAGAACCAUAAAAUACUCAAGGGUUGGCCAAAACGAGGUUUUGUCUGAAUAGUUUAUUUGCCAGCUCUCCCUUUAUGUACCCCAUUUCAAUUUACAUUGAAUAAACUUAUGCUGCAAGGAUCUAAAUAAAGAAACUAAUGCUUUGGACCUAACAAGCUUAAUUUAAAGUCAUAAAAGUUGUUAUAGUUAUAGAUAUAUAAUUCCAAAUGUGUAUCUUUCUAGGUGGGCGUGGUGGACGUCAGCAUCAGCAGAGAAACAAUCCCCAACAACAGAGGUCUUACUAGUCUUAUUGGUUCUCAUCGCUGUCAAGUGAGAAAGUCUGUCCAGAUAGUUCUCAAAGCCUUCGACCACACGGUUUCAUUGCUACUGCCAACAUUGGAGUUUUGAUAACAUCUCUCACAUUCUAUGACAUUUUAAUCGUGUGAUUUAAUAAGUGAUAAAGUUCACAUUAAGUUGUUCAGUAUUUAAAGGAAGUAUUUGAAUUAUAAAUACACAAUGUUUUUUGUUAGUUUUGAUCCUGCUUUAACUUGUCUUGUUUCUCUCUUUCCUAGUUUUACUAGUAUAUGUUGUAAGUCCAAAAUGUCACUUCCUUCUAAUCAUUGUGUAAGUUUUGACGUACAGACUGGAAAUUUUUUAUUUGUCUUUAGGAAUGUGUUAACUUUAAGUAAACAUCAACUAAUAGAAAUUGUACGUAUUAUUUCCUUACAGGGCCAGAAUACUGCCACAUACAUUAAUCCCGCUUCUCACAUUCUUUACCCACUUUCUAAACAAUCUUGUCUUCAGACAAAUGAUGUAAAAAUUUGUAGAUUUGUGAAUUUUAAGAAUAUUUGUUUGUUUACUAAAAUUAUUAAUGGUAAGAAAUUGAAGAGCUCGCAGCGUUUUGAUAUUCUUUCUCUAUUUUGGCACAGCUGAUAACAGCAGCAAUUUUGUUUUAUGUUUUAAUAGAAAUAAUGAUUGAAAACUGAUCAUUUGAAAAUCUUAUACAAUUUAAAUAAUGUGUGGUGGAAAAUAAACUUUUUUCUUAAAUCUAUUUUGUUUUAAUCGCUUAUUAAUAUUACAGGUAUGGUACUUAUGAUAUAAAUAUAAUGCUCCCCAUUUACGAUCAUACACUCAAGAAACUUAUACUUUAUAUGAUUAUGACUAGUGAAAAAAGUUACGUUAGUAAUUCUUUUGGCAAGAGAUACCAGAUUGACAACAAUUUAUGUACCGGUACCAUAAUUAAAAAGAAUGGUUAACAAAAUACAAAUGUUAACUUUUCUAAUACACUACAUGCCUUCGUCAAUUUUUAAAACAAAAUUUAUUUUUUAAACAUAAUUAAUUAAAUAAAAAAGCAGAGGAAUGAAAGAAAAGUGUGCACAUCUCAAUGUAGAAAUCUGCUUGUUGGUGAAGUAUAACAAAUAGUGAAACUAUUGCAGCAAUGUAAAAUUGUGGAUUUGGUUUCACUAAAUGAGUCGGUGUACCACAGUUUAUCUUUUGCUGCCUGUUUCUACAGGGGAGGUGUGGUUGGGUGAUCAGUCACUAGGGUGCCUUCUGAAGGUUCAUGUUGUGGACUUUUAGCGUGUCCUUAGCCUUUACACAACUAAUCCACUGUCGUCAUGGUUGUCCUCUGGCCCUGAAAUCGGAGUUUCUUCAACUGAAGUGUUGCAUUGUGGAUUUAUGGAGAGGCUUUCUAACCAGAUAGCCAACUAACUUACCUGCUGUUUGGCCAUAAGCUGGCUAAUUGUUAUGGCACCCACUAUUUGUCUAACUUCUUGUUUUACCAGUGCUCACAAAUUAAAUAUCUCAUCGCAGGG
This is a messenger RNA of Lymnaea stagnalis (great pond snail), 17933 nucleotides long. Lineage: Eukaryota; Metazoa; Mollusca; Gastropoda; Lymnaeidae. The record is from the annotation of a GenBank genome assembly.